CCUCUUCUCCUUCCUCCUUCGACAUCCUCGUCCCUCUGUCUCUCUCAUCUCCCCUCAACUGGACAUCCAACGGAUCAUCCCUUUCCUCUGAUACCCAUAAAGCUGAUUGCAGCAGAGACAGACGAACGCAGAGAACAAGGAGGAGAAACCCUGAGAUCCCACAGCUCAAGCUCAAGCUCGCUUUGCGUUCCCGAUUGAUUUGUUGAUUGGUUGCUAAUCUGUGGGGGGAAUCCUAUCUCAGAUAGUUUCAGACGCGGAGGAGGACAGGAUGUACGUCAAGGCGACGCCGCCGACGGAUCUGAACCGGAACACCGAGUGGUUCACGUACCCGGGCGUGUGGACCACCUAUAUCCUCAUUCUCUUCUUCUCCUGGCUCUUGAUCCUCUCAGUCUUCGGUUGCUCCCCCGGCAUGGCCUGGACAAUCGUACAUAUCGCCCAUUUCGCCGUUACAUAUCACUGCUUUCACUGGAAGAAGGGAACUCCUUUUUCUGAUGAUCAAGGGAUUUACAAUCGUUUGACUUGGUGGGAGCAGAUAGAUAAUGGCCAGCAACUCACUCGGAAUAGGAAGUUCUUGACUGUUGUACCUGUGGUGUUGUACUUGAUAGCCUCACACACGACAGAUUACAGAAAUCCGAUGCUCUUCUUUAAUACCCUGGCAGUGUUCGUUCUGGUGGUGGCAAAGUUCCCAAACAUGCACAAGGUUCGCAUAUUUGGCAUAAAUGCAGAUCAUUGAGCCACAAUGGAGCAUAAGUUGUCUGUGCUCUGCUGUGCCGAUCAAAGAAAAUAACCGGUGAUGUUUGGCAUUUGAAGUAGCAAUAUAGCCGCAAAUUUUGGAGCUGCAAAUACCCCACCUUUGGCCCCUUCGUCAAAGUGGGGAUUUUGCUUAUGGUGUUCUCAGCCUUCACACUGUGUGAAAAUCUAUACCAUCAAAUGUAGUUUGGAACCGUAAUAUAUGUAUAUUUGUUUCUUCUUUUCAAAAAACAGCAGCUGAUGAAUCUUGUUGCUCCUAUCAUGCUGAUCUGAAAUUUCUCAACUCUGAAUAGUGCUUCAUGAUACACUUGCUUCUGUAUGGAUAACAUAUGUAUUUCAUUUUUGGGUACUGCUACUCCGGUAUUGUCGCUUCAGUA
Punica granatum (pomegranate) is the source of this 1127-nucleotide messenger RNA. The record is from RefSeq and is a predicted model, not a curated record. NCBI's taxonomy places the organism in Eukaryota, Viridiplantae, Streptophyta, Magnoliopsida, Myrtales, Lythraceae.